Molecule: messenger RNA, 1980 nt
Organism: Durio zibethinus
Lineage: Eukaryota; Viridiplantae; Streptophyta; Magnoliopsida; Malvales; Malvaceae
Source: RefSeq, a predicted model, not a curated record
UUGAAUUCCAAUACUUCGAAUUCUUUACAAUUACAGACCAUUGUUGCUGUCAGUUUCACUCAUGAAACCAAAUUUCCAUUUAUGAACAACUUGCCUAAUAGCAAUUCUCUAUUAUGUGAUUAUGUCAUGCAACUUAAUGAACAUUAUUUAGGUGCAAACAUCCUGCCAAAACAAGCCAAUCACAGAGAAGAAUUGAAUACUUCCACCUAAGGUAUUUAAUAUGUGGGGUUUUCCUCUUAUUUCACUGCCUUUUGAAUCCAAUUCCUUCUUAUAAUUGACAUGGUGUGAGUUUUUAAGAUUUUUAAGAUUUUUGCAGUAGGAGAUUAAGCUUUGAAGAGAAUGAAGAAUUCGGUUUCGGAUCAGAGUUUCUACAUUGAGAGUGAAGAUGAGGAACAUGAGAAAAUGUUUAACAGACAUGAAGGGAAUGAUGAUGGAAAUGAAUCUGAUGCUUCUGAUUCUUCAGCUGAAAACCAGCAACCGAAUAAACCCAGUUCCUACAAUACUUUAUGGCCUCAAAGUUACAGGCAGUCUAUUGACUUGUAUAGUAGUAUACCAUCUCCGAGAAUCGGGUUUUUGAGUACUCCUUCACGCAUUUCCUUUCUUUCAUCAUCAUUAACGAGAAGGCAUACUUCGGAAUCAUUAUCUGCAGUGACAAAACCUCUCCUACCGACAGUUGAUGAUCAAAUACAGGCUCAAAGACGUAUUAGUUCUCACUCUCUACUACCUCCGAUCCCAUUAAGGAGACAAUCUGUAAGAGUAGAUGAUGAAACAUCCAAGUCUCAUGAACUUCCAAUAUCUCACCAGAGCUCAUAUGGGCAAGCUGUGCUAAAUGGGAUUAAUGUGCUAUGUGGAGUUGGAAUCCUUUCUACCCCAUAUGCUGCCAAGGAAGGAGGAUGGUUGGGGCUUGUAAUAUUAUUCACAUUUGCAGUGCUUUCUUUUUACACUGGACUGCUUUUGCGCCAUUGUCUGGAUAGUAAACCUGGGCUCGAAACUUACCCCGAUAUUGGUCAAGCUGCAUUUGGCACCGCUGGUAGAAUUGCCGUUUCGAUAAUUUUAUACAUGGAGCUAUAUGCUGCUUGUGUUGAAUAUAUAAUUUUAGAGGCUGAUAACUUGUCAUCCUUAUUCCCAAAUGCACAUAUUAGUUUGGGUAGAUUUGAGUUGAACUCACCACGUCUGUUUGCACUGAUGUCAACCCUUGCUGUUCUUCCCACUGUUUGGAUCAGAGACCUUAGUGUUCUUAGUUAUCUCUCUGCUGGUGGAGUUGUUGCAUCAAUCUUGGUAGUAUUCUGCUUGUUUUGGGUUGGUUUGGUAGAUCAAGUCGGCUUUCAUAACGAUGGGACUAAAUUGAACCUGUCUACACUUCCAGUUGCUGUUGGACUCUAUGGUUUCUGCUAUCAAGGACAUGCUGUUUUUCCAAAUAUCUAUACCUCAAUGGCGAAACCAAAUCAAUUCCCUUCAGUACUCUCAGUAUGUUUUGUGAUCUGUUCUUUGUUGUGUGCUGGAACUGCAAUUAUGGGGUACAUAAUGUUUGGAGAAGCAACAGAAUCACAGUUCACUCUCAACAUGCCAAAAGAUCUGAUUGCUUCAAAGAUUGCUGCGUGGACAACGGUUGUCAACCCAUUUACCAAAUAUGCAUUAACCUUGUCUCCAGUGGCAAUGAGUCUUGAGGAGUUGAUACCAGCAAGCCAUCUCAAUUCUCACAUCUACGUUAUCUUAAUAAGAACUUCGCUGGUGAUCUCAACCUUGAUUGUUGGUCUCAUCAUUCCCUUCUUCGGCUUGGUAAUGUCAUUGAUAGGAUCUUUAUUCACAAUGCUUUUGUCCUUGAUACUUCCUUCUGCUUGUUAUUUAAGCAUCCUGAGGGGUAAAGUAACUCUUAUUCAGGCUACACUUUGUGUUAUAGUAAUUGCAGUGGGAUUAGUUUCAUCUGCCUUCGGAACAUACUCAGCAAUCUCCAAGAUUGUUGAGAAUUUGAGAAGCUGA